CCUCUCUCUCGUGCCUCCUGCUACCACCACCACCACCACCACCAUCACCACCUUUUCCUUUCCAUUCCCUUCCCUCGGGCAGCCCCCAAAAAAACAACACUAGCUGAGGCUGCGGCGGCGACCCACCUCUUUCUUGUCUGGUUGCGGAGCGGCCGGCGGCGAGGAUGGUGGUUCGCCUCCUCUUCCUCCUCCUGCCCCUCGCUUGCUCCCUCCUCUUCCUCGAGCUCCCCUCGGUCUCAGGCAAACCAACUGUCCAUGAUGACUUGGAUCCAGCUCAAGUGACCAACCCGACCACGCCCAUCACAGUCCCAUCGACGAACCCAACACCAACAAUCAUCACCGUGCCGUCCACAAACCCUACCAUCACAAUCCCUUCAUUAAACCCUUUGCCCACACCUAUCACAACCCCCUCAAACGACCCUUCUACCACAUUACCAUUGCCAACCCCUUCGACAUCUGCACCCAACACGCCAGUCACCAUUCCUGUUACCACCCCUUCGACAUUCCCCCCAUCGGCACCACUGACAAACCCAGCGACGAACCCAAUGGUGCCUACUGUCGGCACUACACCGCCUACUUCUCCGACCACUACUCCAGUCACAGCUCCUGUUGUGUCAGGGCAGCAAGCCUGGUGCGUGGCCAAGGCCGGCUCAUCACAAACCGCGCUCCAGGACGCACUGGACUAUGCGUGCGGUAUUGGUGGAGCAGAUUGCUCACCAAUACAGCCAUCAGGGAGCUGCUAUUAUCCAAAUACCUUGGAAGCCCAUGCGUCAUACGCCUUCAACAGCUAUUACCAGAAGAACCCUGCACCCUCCAGCUGCGACUUUAGGGGUGCCGCAAUGCUUGCCAAUGCUAAUCCAAGCUCAGCAACCUGUGUAUUGGCAUCAUCAAUGUCUUCUCCAACGAGCUCUACUGCUGGAUCCACUGCUCCUACUACAUCAUCCACUAGCCCUGUUACUAGUUCAUCUGAUUCUGAUCCAGGAUCAUCAGUACUGAACUCGAGUGGCUCAGGCAUUUCUGGAUCAUCAGACUUUGGGUCGGACUUCCCAGGAGAGGCCAACACUGGCAAUGGUUGGCACUCAAUCUUGCCCUCUGGCUGGUCCUGGGCAGGUUUGUUCUCAACGCUUGCAUUGCCAUACGUUGGAGGGAUAUUUUGAAGAACGAAGCUGCUCCAGAAUUUUGGAAACUGUGAGAGUUGAAGUGGUGGCAAAGAUUUAGAGUUUUGCCUUUAGCUGUAGUGGUUGUAUCCUGUAUGAGUAGGCCAGAGUUGUGUGCUAGUAGGAAGUAGGCUUAUUGCCUGUAUUAACCAGUGGAUGUAGUUUCUAGGUGUAUCAAAUCAAAUGUUGAUUAUGUGCACUUCUGCUCUUGCAAGUUGUUGUAUUUUGCUCAGUUUGAAUGUGUGAUUUAAACUUGAAGCAGCACAUGCAAAAUCUUGGAAGUGCAGUUGGGGCCAUUAAGUUC
Messenger RNA from Triticum dicoccoides, 1461 nucleotides. Its product is annotated as G8 domain-containing protein DDB_G0286311-like. NCBI's taxonomy places the organism in Eukaryota, Viridiplantae, Streptophyta, Magnoliopsida, Poales, Poaceae. The transcript is spliced from 4 exons. The record is from RefSeq and is a predicted model, not a curated record. The coding region runs from base 165 to 1157 and encodes 330 amino acids.